CCUCCUACAACAUCCCAGUACACUAUGCCUGUUGGGGCACCCACAUUCACCAAGUCAAACAACGCUUCAAUGGCACAAGAAACAAUAUUGAUGAUGUUAAUGCCAACAUCAUUCAUUUCCAUGAGUUCCCCACUCCUCCAAAUCUCUCACCAUCGCCUUUGAAAUCCUCUUUUCAUCUCCGCCAACCCGUAGCUUCACUCUUACAAAAAAUAUCUCGCACAACCAGAAGAGUUAUCAUCAUCCACGAUGUCGUCAUGGCUUAUGUGAUUUAAGACGGUGCUACUCUACCAAAUGUAGAAGCAUUUGCUUUUAAUCCCAUUUCUGCGAUCAUCAGUUUCUUCGAUGGAUGGAAAGUUAUGGGAAAACCUUUCCAGAAGCGACAAGAAGUACCAGAAGGGUUGCCAUCUAUGCAAGAUUCAGGCGUCACUGCACCUGAGCUUGUAAAUCUUUCAAGUCUUCACUCUGAUUUUAGAUCUGGAAGUAUCAUUAAUUCAUGCAGAUCAAUUGAAGGUCCUUAUAUCGAUUUGUUAGAAAAGGAACACAUUGCUGCAGACCAGAAGCAAUGGGCAAUUGGGCCAUUGAACUUAUAUGACAGCAUAAAUUCAAAAGGCCAACACAAAUGUUUGGAGUGGCUUGAUAAGCAAGCUCCAAAUUCUGUGUUGUAUGUUUCGUUCGGAUCGACAACUUCAAUGACAGAUGAACAAAUCAAAGAGCUUGCAAUUGGGUUAGAACAAAGCGAGCAGAAGUUCAUCUGGGUGUUCAGACAUGCAGAUGAGGGAUCCAUUUUUUCAGAAGAUGUCAAGAGAGGUGAACUGCCAGAAGGGUAUGCAGAGAGAAUGAAAGAAGUUGGAAUGGUGGUGAGAGAUUGGGCACCUCAACUACAAAUUUUGGGGCACCCAUCAACAGGUGGGUUCAUGAGUCACUGUGGAUGGAAUUCAUGCACGGAGAGUAUUUCCAUGGGAGUGCCUAUAGCUACUUGGCCUAUGAACUUUGACCAACCCAUUAAUGCUUUUCUGGUAACAAACAUAUUGAAGGUUAGCAUUCCAGUUAAUCAAUGGGCACAACAGAAGGAGCUAGUGAGUUCAUCAACCGUUGCAAAAGCUAUCAAAACAUUAAUGGCAUCAAAAGAAGGAGAAGAGAUGAGGAAGAAAGCUGAGGAACUAGGUGGUGCCACUCGGCUCUCUGUGAAGGAAGGUGGUGACUUGGAUUCGUUCAUUGCUCACAUAAGUGCGUCCGGAUCCUCUAGAGUGAUCCUGUGAAGUGCGUGUCCCAUUAAUGGAACCAAUGGCUGAGAUGAUGCCUAGACAAAAUCACGUCGUUUUGGUACC
Messenger RNA from Camellia sinensis, 1328 nucleotides. The record is from RefSeq and is a predicted model, not a curated record. Lineage: Eukaryota; Viridiplantae; Streptophyta; Magnoliopsida; Ericales; Theaceae.